Messenger RNA from Aedes aegypti (yellow fever mosquito), 543 nucleotides. RefSeq names its product defensin-C. Bases 122 to 421 code for a protein of 99 amino acids. The transcript has 2 exons. The record is from RefSeq and is a predicted model, not a curated record. Lineage: Eukaryota; Metazoa; Arthropoda; Insecta; Diptera; Culicidae. Gene Ontology annotation, biological process: defense response to bacterium; humoral immune response.
UCGCGAUCGCACCUAUAAAUCAAUCAGCUGCUCGUCACUCCUCCAUCAGUAGCAACUUCACCGUUCGCACGUACGAUCGCCUGUCUGCCUCGAAUCAUCAAACACUCGAAUCGAUCUUAAAAUGCGUACCCUCAUCGUCGUUUGCUUCGUUGCUCUUUGCCUCAGUGCAAUCUUCACAACCGGAAGUGCGCUCCCGGAGGAACUGGCCGACGAUGUUCGCUCUUACGCCAACUCUUUGUUUGAUGAACUUCCGGAGGAAUCUUACCAAGCAGCUGUGGAAAACUUCCGCCUGAAACGGGCCACCUGCGAUCUGCUGAGUGGGUUCGGUGUAGGAGAUAGUGCUUGUGCCGCACACUGCAUUGCACGGCGCAAUCGAGGAGGCUAUUGUAACGCGAAAAAGGUUUGCGUUUGUCGAAAUUGAACGUUUCGGAUACGAUUUCGAUGAAUAAACUGUAAAUAUGUUUUAUUAUCUGUGUAAUAGAAUUCAAAUAAAUGUAAAAUAUAUCAUGUAUUUUGGACAGGCUAAGUACCUAGAAAAAGUAA